Pogonomyrmex barbatus (red harvester ant) is the source of this 585-nucleotide messenger RNA. RefSeq names its product mevalonate kinase-like. Lineage: Eukaryota; Metazoa; Arthropoda; Insecta; Hymenoptera; Formicidae. The record is from RefSeq and is a predicted model, not a curated record.
AUGGUCGAAUUCCAAAUAUCUGCACCGGGCAAGAUAACUUUGUUUGGAGAACAUGCAUUCUUACAUGGAAAGGAUCAUUUAUUAGCGGCUAGCAUAAAUUUACGUACCACGCUUAAAUUCACCGAAUUAUCUGAUUUAUCGGAUUCUCAGGACGUUAUUAAAAUAGAAUUUUCUCAUAUCGGUCUAUCUGUAAACAUACCAUUACAGCAAUUUCUAAAUCACUUUUGCGGAGAUGAGCAGGAGUUCGCCGGGAGUAGUAACUUAUUGCACAGCUUGACAAAAAAAUUUGUGCUUUUGGAUUCGAAAAAGCUGUCGCUGACGCAGCAGAAAAACUUAAAUAUUUUCCUGUAUCUGCUCGCUUCUGUCACCUAUUAUGAGCAGAUUAAAAUAAAAUCAUUCCACGUACAUUUAAGCACGUUGUUACCAACGGAUAACGAGGGUUUGGGCACUACGAUGUCGUCCGCAGUCUGCCUCGCGGCGUGCUUUCUACAUUGGUCGUGUCUACAAAAGAAUGCCGCACAAGAUGCAAAAUUCGAUAAGAAUUGUCUCGAGAAGAUCUCGAAAUAUGCUCAAUGUCAGAAUUGA